AUGUCCACCUUACUGGAAUUGUUCAACUUUGUCCUUCUCGUUAUUGUGACCUUCACAGGAAUGGUUUUGGACGUAGUCCUGGUCUGGGUGGACACUAAAGAUGAUUGGGUAACAAUAAUUGUGUUUAAUUUGAUUGCUGCAUAUUCCUCUGGUCAUGCCGUUAUCUUGAUCUUCGUGAAUCCCAAACUGAAACAGGAAUCAAUCAAGAUGCUACAUCAACUACAAUGCUGA
This is a messenger RNA of Lacerta agilis (Sand lizard), 231 nucleotides long. RefSeq names its product taste receptor type 2 member 10-like. Bases 1 to 231 code for a protein of 76 amino acids. The transcript has 2 exons. NCBI's taxonomy places the organism in Eukaryota, Metazoa, Chordata, Lepidosauria, Squamata, Lacertidae. Gene Ontology annotation, cellular component: membrane. The record is from RefSeq and is a predicted model, not a curated record. Gene Ontology annotation, molecular function: G protein-coupled receptor activity. Gene Ontology annotation, biological process: sensory perception of taste; G protein-coupled receptor signaling pathway.